Molecule: messenger RNA, 1514 nt
Organism: Cicer arietinum (chickpea)
Lineage: Eukaryota; Viridiplantae; Streptophyta; Magnoliopsida; Fabales; Fabaceae
Product: protein XRI1-like
Biological process (GO): female meiotic nuclear division; male meiotic nuclear division
Source: RefSeq, a predicted model, not a curated record
AUAAUUAAGUUAUUAUGCAAUGCAACACUACAAACACAAAAAGCGCACAGACAUCCGAAGCAAGCAAAUAAAACGGAGUGAGUGUGUGAAGUAUCUCUACACCAAAACCGAUCUCUCUCUCACUCUGUAACGGUUACUUUUCUGCCUCUUUCUUUGUUGUUAGAACCAUCAAAAUUAAAAAUAAACUGUCAUCAUUCACUUCAAAUUACUACUUGCUUCUUCUUUCUUGCUGCUCUCAAAUCAUGGAUUCUAACAACAAUCACAAGGAGCCAUGGAAUUGGCAUGGGGAGGGUUAUUGUCUCCAGAAGACUUCCAACUUCGAAAUUUCCGAGGAGCUGUGGAAUGACGUGCCUCAAAAUGAAGAAGAUCUUUCCUACAUGUUUGAUGAUGAAAGAACCCCGGUCAAGGCUUGUGGUGAUUUGGCAUAUAAUGUCAAUAAUGGGGAAAAGGAACUAGAAGAAUGUAGGGAGAAUUCUCAAGUCAAGAGGCGGCGUAUGCUACACUUCAACAACCAAGAUAGGGAUCAUUCUCUCUCCAACAUGGAGACAUCUUCACUGUGUUUUAAAAAUGGGAAGGAUGAUUCAAUUAAGGAUAUUUUUCCAGAAGUUUCACAAUGGAUGUCUGGAGCAUCAGAUUAUGCAGUGGAAAAUGUACCUGACCUUGAAUCUACUGAAGGGUGGCUUACUGACUACUUAAAUGAUGCUGAGAUGCAUUUCAGUCCUGAUGAUUUGAAUUUUUCAGGAGCAGAUGAUGUGCAUAUUGAUGUUGCAGAGUUGUGUAACAUCACACCAUCACAUGAACAAAAUGUGGUUACGCAGCAUGUCACUCGAACCCCUAAAAAUAUUGUCUUCAAAGGUAAGAAAUCUUUUAUAAGGACACCCACAAAGUUGGCUUCUACUGUGGCCUAUCCAUUUGCCUUCAUUAAACCAAGUGGUGCCCAUGGAGAUGUAACUCUGAAGGAAAUCAAUCAGCGCAUUCGAACUCCUCCUCCUUCAAAAUCAAAGCAAAUCAGCGAUGAUCCGUCUGCUUACCCCAAAUCAGCCUUCUCAGGGAAGCCUGUGGUCGGUAAAACAAAAAUCCGCACAGAAGGGGGAAAAGGUAGCAUCACAAUUAUGAGAACUAAAGGCUAAGUGAAAGUUGUCUGGUACUAAGUACUAACUUUUGUCUCACAAAGUCACCUAUUAAUUAAUAUGUUGGUUGCUUCAUUUUGUGUAGAUGCUAAUACUGCAACUUUUUAUUAUUUCCUUAUUUACAACCUUAAAUUACACCACCUUAGUGUUUGUUUUCUAGUGGGGUCUAGAUAUUAUUUUAGCUGUUAUUUUGGGGAACAUUAUUUUGUUAAGUCUCUAAUGAGAAUCUUAAUUAAGCUCUUUUCGUCCCUACAACACCCCAUGGUCUAUCUAUAUAUAUGAGACAAUUUGACUAAGCUUGUGCUUAGCUUUUGUAAUUGAAACAUACAAUCAUUUUAAGUUGGCCUUGUCUAUGCAGAGUUUUGCAUGUCCCUUGCUACAGAA